Molecule: messenger RNA, 1662 nt
Organism: Lates calcarifer (barramundi perch)
Lineage: Eukaryota; Metazoa; Chordata; Actinopteri; Centropomidae
Gene: nuf2
Product: UF2 component of NDC80 kinetochore complex
Exons: 13
Coding region: 108-1472 (454 amino acids)
Biological process (GO): attachment of mitotic spindle microtubules to kinetochore; mitotic spindle organization; kinetochore organization
Cellular component (GO): Ndc80 complex; kinetochore
Molecular function (GO): protein-containing complex binding
Source: RefSeq, a predicted model, not a curated record
CAAAUCAACAAGGAAGUAUUUUUAAGGCGCCAAUUUUGUCUCGUCGUAGAAAUCGAAAUAGGCUUUCUGUGUUUUGUCUGUUUUUAUUCGGCAAUAACUCGGCGACAAUGACUGAAAACACCUUCCCUGUUUAUACUGCGGAUGCGAUAGUGAACUUUUACCGAACAGAAGUUCUAACUGGCCAAGAGGCCAAACACUUUACAAAGAGCGAUCUGACUCCUGCUCCGAAGCCAGAGGCAGUUCAAACAUUAUACAUGAGAGUACUGCAUCUCCUGUAUCGUUUCAGACCUGAAUGUCAUUCUAUGGUUCCACUUCUGGAGAACAUUCAGUAUCCAGAAUAUCAUGAGGCGGCAACUGCUAUCAUGAGCGUCUACGUGCGCAUGCGGCAGUUUCUGCCUAUGUGCUUGGUGUAUGAUUUCUCAUUGAAUGACCUCCUAGCCCCAAAAAAACAGAAGACUCUGACUGUUCUUAGUGCAAUCAUGAACUUUCUUCACUUCAGGAAGCAGAGGAUGGACAUGAUCUUGGAGAAGCAGGCCAAAUUUAGGGCAGACAUGGACAGACUGCAGGCUUAUACCAGAGGCAAUCUAGAAGCGGAGAAGAAGAUUGAGAUGCUCACGACCAUCCCACCAGAGCAGCAGGCCGAGGCAGACGAGCUGGCAGCUGCUCUCUCUGAACUGCAGGCCGCCACCAUGCACGAAUACCAGGAAGUGAAUAUAAAAAACGACUGCAUCGCAGAGUGGAAAACCAAAAUUGCAGAAAAGUCUCAGAAACUGGCCCAGAUGAAGGUGGACGUCAGCAACCUGAAGGAAGAUAUCGGCAAACUCAAGUCUCAGAUUGUGGAGUCCCCAGAGGAGCUGAAGAGUCAGAUGGAGAAAAUGAGGGAGAAUGUCAAGAACAUCAAGAACUCCAUUAAAGAAACAGAUGAGCGUGUGGUGGAGCUGCAGAACAUGGUGCAGAGUGUGACUCACACUGAAGCUGAGAUCCAGCAGAUGUAUAACCUGCUGCAGGACCUAGAGAGCAGCAUGAACAACACCAAGCAGAGACAGGAGAUGAACCAGGAGCUGACAGCUCAAUAUGAAAAGAAGCAGAAGGAGCUGAAGAACCUUUGUAUCGAGGAAGGCCAGGUAAAGCGUGCUCAGGGCAUGAAGCUGGAUAAAGAGUCCAAACAGAACAUCCGGAGACAGAUGAAGAGAGAGAUGAAGGAGCAACACGUUCAAGAAGUUUUGGGGCAGUGUAACCAAAUCCAUCAAAAGCGUGAGGAGAUGGCUGACAAAAUCCAAGAGAUCUCCAGAGAGACACAACAGUUGAAGGCCAAGAUCCAGAGCCUGAGAGACGUCUGCAGCAAAGAGACAGAAAAAGCUCAGGCCCUGUAUGAUACCCUGGCAACUUCAAUGGAUGAUUUACACAGGAGAAUUGAUAUGCAUAUUGUGGACCUGAAACAAAAUGUCGUCAAGAUGUCUGCAAACCUUUAAAUGAAUUUUUCAUUUUUAUCAGUUGUAUUACUGUCUUAGUACUUAUCUGUCAUGUUUUUACUGUUUUGACUUUUUGAUGUUUUUGACCAUUUAUAUUUAAAAUGUUUAAAGUUGUAAUUUGAUUAAAGUAAUUGCUGUUAUCUUCAUUAAUUAAUAAAUUCCAUGCUUCAUUGCAGGGUGUACAUGAUAA